AUGGGUCGGGAUUUGCGGCCGGCGUGGGACAUAGCCACCAGCACGGUCUUGGAUACGGUCUUGGGCACGGACACGGGAAUUUUGUCCGGUGUUAAUGUCGUUCGACUGCACGCGGAAAACGCCAGCGGCGAGUAG
Peronospora matthiolae is the source of this 135-nucleotide messenger RNA. NCBI's taxonomy places the organism in Eukaryota, Oomycota, Peronosporomycetes, Peronosporales, Peronosporaceae. The record is from the annotation of a GenBank genome assembly.